Cutaneotrichosporon oleaginosum is the source of this 568-nucleotide messenger RNA. RefSeq lists its product as uncharacterized. The record is from RefSeq and is a predicted model, not a curated record. Lineage: Eukaryota; Fungi; Basidiomycota; Tremellomycetes; Trichosporonales; Trichosporonaceae.
GUGACGACUUUUGCCGCACACAUAAAUCCUCUUCCACACACUCAUCAUGUCGACACACGCACCGACAUCAUCACCAACAGCGACCCAGACGCCCGCGCCCGAGGAGAAUAAGUGGCAGGACUGCACCGCCUGUCGGCUGACCGGCGCCGCGACGCUCUCAGGCGUAGGCCUGUACGCACUCUACGAAGCAGGGCAGCAGGGCGCAUUUGCCAAAGUGCGACCCAAGGGUGGCCCGCGAGGUGCGCCGAUCACAGCGGCGGUUGGUGUUGGUGAGUCGCGAGGAGGCAUGCGAGCUGGCAACCCGGGGAGAGGGACAACUGCAGCUACGAGGAGCGGCUAGAGGACUUGAGGGGAGCGGGCGCCGCUGGACUUAGGCUGGCAGGCGCCGGGAUUCGACAGGCAACCGGGUCGGAGAACAGCGGAAGCGUCUGGAACAUGCUGACUGCAGUGUUCCUCGGGUUGGGCAUUGGACGACUGUUCGUGUGAACGAGGGUUGGAGGGAUUUGCGGGACAGGAGUUGGGGAGCCAGUGGGCGCCGACAGCGCGCUUGGGCGGGAACAGUAUGUAC